AUGUCUUCUAGUUUAGUUCCGACCGGUCCAAAUACAAACAAGCCGCCAGCCGUCCUAAUCGUCUACCAAUGCCGAACGAGCGCGGUGAGCCGCGCUGAUGGAUGGGGGGAUGGAAAAGAAUGGGAAGGAUGGAAGUACCAAAACGCGUUGACGGCCCUCGCCGCAUCGCGCCUCGCCUAAGGUGAUGAGGUGUCCUGACGUGUAGGUGCAAUGUCAUGUUCGGCAGCUCACCUCGACAUCUCCUUUCAGCCUGCCCCCUUCAAUCUUCCCGCG
Neurospora tetrasperma FGSC 2508 is the source of this 273-nucleotide messenger RNA. RefSeq lists its product as uncharacterized. Lineage: Eukaryota; Fungi; Ascomycota; Sordariomycetes; Sordariales; Sordariaceae. The record is from RefSeq and is a predicted model, not a curated record. The transcript is spliced from 2 exons. The coding region runs from base 1 to 180 and encodes 59 amino acids.